This is a messenger RNA of Conger conger (European conger), 1126 nucleotides long. RefSeq names its product E3 ubiquitin-protein ligase TRIM35-like. Gene Ontology annotation, molecular function: zinc ion binding. Bases 80 to 1126 code for a protein of 348 amino acids. The transcript has 7 exons. Lineage: Eukaryota; Metazoa; Chordata; Actinopteri; Anguilliformes; Congridae. The record is from RefSeq and is a predicted model, not a curated record.
UACACUGGGGAACUUAUGAUAUGAUUUCACUGUAUAUCCUUCAGAUUUAUUUACUGAGCUCAGAACAGACGGAGACAGAAUGGCAUCUGGAUCUUCUCUCCUGGAAGAGGACCUCUCCUGUCCUGUGUGCUCUGAUAUCUUCAGGGAUCCUGUUGUCCUGAGAUGCAGUCACAGCUUCUGUAAGGCCUGUCUGCAGCAGUACUGGAAACACAAGGGAUCUCAGGAGUGCCCAGUUUGCAGAAGAGAUUCUACGGAUAAUCCUCCCUGUAACCUGUCUCUGAGGAAUAUCUGUGAGACGUUCUUAAAGGAGGGAAGUCAGAGAGCUAAAGCAGGAUCUGAAGUGCUCUGCAGUCUGCACAGUGAGAAACUCAAACUCUUCUGUUUGGCGGAUCAAAUACCCAUCUGUGCUAUCUGUCAAACUUCAAGAAAACAUGAAAACCACAAACUGCUACCAGUUCAGGAGGCUGCAGAAAAGUAUAAGGAGAAACUUAGGAAGGCACUGGCUCCACUGCAGGAGAAGCUAAAAGCCUUUAAUGCAGUGAAGCUAAUCUGUGAUCAAACAGCAGAGCACAUCAAGAGCCAGGCCCAGCACACAGAGAGACAGAUAAAGAUGGAGUUUGAGAAACUACAGCAGUUCCUAAAAGAUGAAGAGGUAGCCAGGAUCACUGCACUGAGGAAGGAAGAGGAGCAGAAGAGUCGGAUGAUGAAGGAGAAGAUUGAGAAGAUGGCAGAAGAGAUAUCAUCCCUUUCAGAACAGAUCAGAGCCUUAGAACAGGAGCUGGGAGCUGAAGACAUCUCAUUCCUGCAGAGCUACAAGGACACACAAAACAAAGCCCAGUGCACCCUGGGGGAUCCAUUGACGGUCUCAGGAGCGCUGAUUGAUCUGGCCAAGCACCUGGGCAAUCUGAAGUACAGAGUGUGGGAGAAGAUGCUGGGGACUGUUCAAUACACUCCUGUGACUCUGGACCCAAACACAGCACAUCCCAAACUCUCACUGUUUGAGGAUCUGACCAGUGUAAGAUGGAAUGGUGAGAGACAGCAGGUUCCUGAUAAUACAGAGAGAUUUGAUAAGUGGUGGUGUGUGCUGGGCUCUGAGGGAUUCAGCUCCUGCACUGCCUCCUGCUAA